Messenger RNA from Pseudonaja textilis, 1589 nucleotides. The record is from RefSeq and is a predicted model, not a curated record. Lineage: Eukaryota; Metazoa; Chordata; Lepidosauria; Squamata; Elapidae.
UUCUCACUCCAUGUUUUUACAGCCAAGGAUUCGUUUCUGACUUUCUGCCAGUCACCAUGGAUCAAGUCCUCAAGAGGCCCUGGCUUGGCGUGCUCGUCUUCUUCUGUGCUGCCAUGGUCCCUUCGGAGGGUGGAGAUUCCUGUAAAAUCGUAGCUUAUUUCGAGCCAGACACAAUGCUGCGUAUGGUUCAGGUCACUGUGGUUAAAGGGAACAUUUUGCAGAAAAUGGUGGAGAAGGCCAUGAAAAAUGGGGACAAUAGCAAGAUGAUCAAAGGCAUCAAAGGGUUGUCAAUUAAAGAUCUAAAUAUACCCGAUACUACCAUGAACUUAAAGCCACAGGACGGUAUAAACACGAGCAUGACUGUAAACAUCACAGUUUCUGGGAAAAGCCAAGGAUUCGUUUCUGACUCUCUCUCCAGUCUGUUGUUUAGAAGGAUCUCAGCCACCAUGGAUGUAACUCUCAGGAGACCCUGGAUUGGGUUGCUGGUCUUCUUCUGUGUUCAGAUGGUCCGUUCUGAAACAGGGGAGACCUAUGGACCUCAGCUGAAAAUGGACCCCAAAGCAAUCACACGCAUCGUCCAGGUAGCCAUGACAGACAAGAAGAUUUUGGAUGGAAUGGCAAAAAUGGCAGCAACGAAAAACAAGGCAAUCAAAGGCGUCAAAGGGAUGAAACUUAAAGAUCUCAAACCCCCUGAAAUUUCCACGAAGUUAAUUCCACCCGAGAAUAUACAGACGUCCAUGAUUAUUACCCUCACAGUUGGCGGGAAAAGUUUUAUUGGUGGAAAUAUGGAGAUCACCAUGAAAACCAAAAUGGACAUCAUGAUUAAGAUGACGAAGCACCCCACAAAGAACAUCGCGAUGGAGAAAACUGGGUGUGGACUGCAUCUGCUGGCCUACAAAACCAACCUUCCCAGCAACAUGCUACCAAAGGUGUUGAAUAAGUUUUUGAAUUCCACCCUUGAGAAACUCCUGCCUGGCAUGAUGUGCCCAGCUGCAGACAACGUGAUUGCCUUUAUGGAGACCAAAAUAGAACCCAUGUUUGAAAAAAAAUCUUUCGGAGAGAGCACCACGGUGUGGUAUGAAGUGGCCGAAGAACCAGGAGUCUUCCCAGAUUACAACUUGAUUCAGCUCAAGGUUAAAUUCCAACCCAAUAAUGGGGAAAUCGUAGAAGUCGCACCUGAUCCGGUUCCUGAAGAUCUGCCACCAAAAGAGGAAGGAAAAACUGCUGUCUACAUACCUGUGUCUACCAUCAACGUUGCAAUGAUGUUGAUGGAUGGCUCGUUCAACUCUGUUAUUACCAAAAUUGAGGGUUCCACUCCUACGACUGACCAGCUGAAAGAAAUAUUGCCAGAUGCUGAUCUACCUUCUGGAAAAUACAUGAAAAUUGAAAUAUCUCCAAAAAUGAAUGCCACGUUUACUGUGUCGCCUACCAGAAGCCACAUGACAAUCCGAAUCAAAGCCUCAUUCUUGUCUGUUGAAGAUGGCGCCGAGCUCCUGUCCAUGGACACGGUGCAGGAAUGCAAUGCCAGUUUUGCCAUCAAAGAGGAACACCUGGCCAUCACUCUGAAAGCGGGAUCUUGCAGGUACUAA